CAUCUAUCGACGAAAGUAGCAAACUGCAACAUUGACCGGGUUCAGAAAUUCGUAGUUUCGAAAGAUAUAGUUGUCUUUUUGUUUGCUUUUAGCUUGACGGUUGUAAAGAGAACUUACAUUUGAAAAUUAAAUGUAAACGAUUCAACGGCCACUGAAAGGUCAUAACAGACCUUACAGUUUGGUUACGUGAAUAUUUCGAAUGAACUGAAUCAACAUUUUUCUAAGAACGUUCUGUCAAAAGAUAUUCUCCUAUAUCUUCGUUUUAUAAGAUUUUAAAAUAAUGGAACAAGAUACAGAAUAUAUUAAACUACCAUUAGAGGAAAGAUGCGUGCAUAAGUUAUGGCGGGCACGUUUGCAUGGAUAUAAAGAAUGUGUAAAUACAUUCCAAUGUAUUGAUGAUGAAAAGUCUCCAGAGUGGAACAAAUUCUUAGGAUAUAUCAAAAAGUUUGUGAUAGAUAGCAAUGCAGCUGCUCAAGAAAAAGGAUUAGAAGCAGCAUUAGCUUUCAUUGAAAAUGCUGCAGUAGCAGGAAAAACUGUUGGGGAAGUUAUGAAUGGAAUAGUUACUAAGUGUAUUGCUGCUCCUAAAGUCAAAACAAAAGAAUUGGCAGUACAAAUAACACUGAUGUAUAUAGAAAUUGAAAAACAUGAAGCUGUACAAGAAGAAUUACUAAAAGGGACAGAAGCAAAGAAUCCAAAAAUUGUAGCUGCAUGUAUUUCAACUUUAACAUUGGCUUUAAGGCAAUUUGGACCAAAAGUGAUUAAUAUAAAGCCUUUAAUAAAGAAAAUACCUGGUUUUCUUGAAGAUAGAGAUAAAACUGUUAGGGAAGAAGGAAAAUUCAUGGUUGUUGAAAUUUACAGAUGGAUAGGUGCUCCUUUAAAACAACAAUUGAAUACAUUAAAACCAGUGCAAAUUACAGAAUUGGAAGCAGAAUUUAAUAAUUUAAAAGAAGAAAAAGUUGUACCUAUUCGAUUUUUAAAAUCGCAAAAACCAAAAGCAAUAUGUAUUACAGAUUCAACAAGUGAUAUCGGUGAAGAGGGCAAAGAUGAUGGUGAUGGUGGUUGUGUUCCGGAAAUUGAUCCUUAUGAAUUGUUAGAACCUAUUGAUAUACUUUCUAAACUUCCAAAAGAUUUUUAUGAAAAACUUGAAGCUAAAAAAUGGCAAGAACGAAAAGAAGCUUUAGAAGUUUUAGAUGCUUUGGUAAAACAUCCUAAAUUGGAAAAUGGUGAUUAUGGAGAUUUAGUAAGAGCUUUGAAAAAAAUUAUAUCCAAAGAUACCAAUGUAUUAGUAGUUGCAUUGGCUGGAAAAUGUUUGGCAGGAUUAGCAGCUGGUCUUAAGAAACGAUUUCAACCUUAUGCAAUAGCUUGUCUUUCAUCAAUUUUGGAAAAAUUUCGUGAAAAGAAGCAAAAUGUUGUACAAGCACUUAGAGAAGCUGCUGAUGCUAUUUUUCUUAGUGUUUCUAUUGAUGUUAUAUUAGAAGAUACACUUGCAGCAUUAGAAAACAAAAAUCCUGCAGUAAAAGCAGAAACUGCUAUUUAUUUAGCAAGAUGUUUCUCUCGCACACCACCACCAACUUUAAAUAAAAAAUUAUUAAAAGCUUAUACUGCUGUACUCUUAAAAACUUUAAAUGAACCAGAUCCAACUGUACGAGAUAGUUCUGCAGAGGCCCUUGGUACAGCCAUGAAAUUAAUUGGUGAAAAAUCUAUGAUGCCAUUUCUUACGGAUAUAGAUAAUUUAAAAAUGACUAAGAUAAAAGAAUGUGCAGAAAAAGCUGUAAUACAUGUUAAAAUUCCUAAUACAUCAAAAGUAACCACAGAAAGACCAAAUACUGCACCAAAUAAAAUUGAAUCGAUAGAAAAAAUUAAAGAAUCAGAAUCAAAAACUACAAAAAAACCUAAUAAUAAUACAAUUAAAAAACUUCCUUCUAAAAAACCAUCUACUUCCUCUUUAACUAAUUUAGCUAUUUCUAAAAAGUCUGCUACUAAAAUUCAAAUAGAAAAAAAUUAUAGUGUUGAAGAAAUAGAAGAACUAGCUCUUCAAUUACUACCAGGUGAUAUUCUUACUGGACUUGUUGAUAGUAAUUGGAAAGCUCGAUUAGCUGCAGUUGAACAACUAUUAGAGUUUGUAAAACAAAUAGAUCCAACGGAAAUACCUAUACAAGUUAUUGUACGAACUUUAGCAAAAAAACCAGGUUUUAAAGAUACAAAUUUUCAAGUUUUAAAAUUACGACUAGAAAUAGUAAAGUUUUUGGCAGAAAAUUUUCCAUUUUCAACUACUAUUUGUGAAUAUUGUAUUAUGGAUAUAACUGAAAAAUUAGGAGAUGCAAAAAACAGUGCAGUUGCUGGUGAAACUCUUUUAACUAUAGCAGAAGCAACAAGUUUAGAAUAUGUAGCACAUGAAGUAAUAACAUUUGCUUUUAAUCAAAAGAAUCCUAAAGUUCAACAAGAAACAUUAGCAUUGUUAUGUCGAGGUCUCAUAGAAUUUGGUUGUGUUAUCAAUGUUAAAUCUUUAAUGGAAAAUAUAAAAAAAGCAGUUGCAGCAACAAAUCCUGGUGUUCGAACUUCAGCAAUUACAUUAUUAGGUAUAUUAUAUUUAUUUAUGGGCAAACCAUUACUCAUAUUUUUUGAAAAUGAAAAACCAGUUUUGCGUCAACAAAUUGAACAAGAAUGUGAAAAGCAUAAUGGUGAGACACCACCUAUACCAAUUCGUGGAAUAAAGAACAAAAAAGAUAAAAUAAGCGAUGAUGAUGAUGAUAUAGAAAUUGAUAAAAAAUCUAGUAGUAACAGUGAAAUUGAUAUUAAUAAUCUUAUUCCACGUGUUGAUAUUAGUAAUCAAAUUACAGAAGGACUUCUUAAUGAAUUAUCUGAUAAAAAUUGGAAGAUACGAAAUGAAGGUUUACAAAAAAUAAAUACUAUUAUAUCUGAAGCAAAAUUUAUAAAAAGUUCUAUUGGUGAUUUACCUCAAGGUUUGGCACUACGUUUAGUUGAUAGCAAUAGUAAAAUAGCUCAAUCAACUUUAGGCAUAUGUCAAGCUUUAGCUGUUGCAAUGGGUUCUUCAGCAAAACAACAUAUUCGAGUUCUUUUCCCUGGCUUUGUACAAUGUUUAGGAGAUAAUAAAAAUUGGAUUAGAACUGCAGCUAUUUCUUGCAUAAAUACAUGGGGAGAUCAAUGUGGUUACAAAGAAUUUUUUGAUGGUGAAAUGAUUGGAGAUGCUUUGAAAUCUGGAUCUCCAAUACUUAGAGCUGAAGUUUGGAAUUGGUUAGCACAAAAAUUACCAUUGAUUCCUGUAAAACAAAUAGCAAAAGAAGAACUUCUUGUAUGUCUUCCAUAUUUGUACAAUAAUUUAGAGGAUCGUAAUUCUGAUGUGCGGAAAAAUGCUCAAGAAGCAGUUUUAGGAUUUAUGAUUCAUUUAUCUUAUGAAGUAAUGGCUAGAAAUACAGAAAAGCUAAAACCAGGAUCACGAACUGUAGUACUUGCUGCAUUAGAUAAAUGUCGACCAAAUUUGCCUAUCAAACCUUUACCGAAAAAACAAGCACCAAAGGAAAAUAAUCAGAAAAUCGUUAAAAGUGCUGGAGCUUUGAAAGCUGCAAAAGCAGUAGUAAAACCUAAACAAAAUCAAUCGAGAUCAAAACCUAGUAGUGCUCGUAAAAAAGAUGAUGAUAUAGAUACUAGUCCUUUAUUGGCUAUUAAUAAUUUAAAACAUCAAAGAUUAAUUGAUGAACAAAAAUUAAAAGUUUUGAAAUGGAACUUUACAACACCGAGGGAAGAAUUUGUUGAACUUUUAAAAGAACUUAUGACUGCUGCAAAUGUGAAUAAAACUUUAUUAGCAAAUAUGUUUCAUUCAGAUUUUCGAUAUCAUCUUAAGGCAAUUGAGGCAUUAACUGAGGAUUUGCCUGAUAAUAGCAAAGCAUUGGUUUCGAAUUUAGAUCUUAUACUUAAAUGGUUGACAUUGAGAUUCUUUGAUACUAAUCCUUCAGUAUUAUUAAAAGGUUUAGAAUAUUUGCGAAUGGUAUUUAAUUUAUUAAUAGAAAACCAAUAUCAUAUGUUUGAAAACGAAGCUGCAUCAUUUAUUCCAUAUCUUAUUAUUAAAAUUGGUGAUCCAAAAGAUGCAGUACGUAAUGGAGUACGUGCAUUAUUUAAACAAAUCGCAUUAGUAUAUCCAGUAAGCAAAUUAUUUUCUUAUGUAAUGGAAGGCUUAAAAUCUAAAAAUGCUCGACAAAGAACAGAAUGUUUAGAUCAACUUGGUUCUCUUAUUGAAAAUUAUGGAUUAUCUGUUUGUCAACCAUCUACAUCUGUAGCACUAAAAGAAAUUGCAAAACAAAUAGCAGAUCGUGAUAAUUCUGUUAGAAAUGCUGCUUUAAAUUGUAUUGUUCAAGCAUAUUUUCUUCAAGGAGAACGAAUAUAUAAGCUCAUUGGUCAGAUAUCUGAAAAAGAUCAAUCUUUACUAGAUGAACGUAUUAAAAGAGCUGCUAAAAAUUAUCCAGCACCUCAUAAAUCGGCUUCUACCAAUAGACUUUCUGCACCUUCAAAUGCAACACCUAUUCCUUCUAAUGAAGACAUUAAAGUAGAAUUUGAAGAAGAAAACGAAGAAGAAAUACUUGAACCUCAGCCUUCUGAACCAUCUCAAUCAAAUGAAUUGCCAACAGAGAUUGUAACAACAGAACAUAUAACAACCGAAUCUUAUGAAACUAAUGAACCUCUUUCAAACAUAUCAUCAGAAAUAAAUAUUUCAUCUCCAAAUCAUCAUGAAGAUGAUACUAAAACAAAUUCUCCAACAUCAACACAACCAAAAGUUUCAGGUCCAUUUGGACUUGAUAUGGAUUUUUUACGAAAAAUUGAGUUAAAUGCACCAGUAAAAUAUUGUAAUCCUGUUCUUCAAGAAAUUAAUUUAACAGAUUUAGAUGAAAAUCCCAACACAAUAAAUUUACAUAAAGUACCAGUAAUUCCUCUAUCUCCUCCAAAAUUGUUAGUAUCAAAAUCUGCAUCAAUGGCACAACAGCAAUUGAAUACUACUAAUAUAAGUAAAGAAGACAGUCUCGAACGUAAAAUUCUUGCAAUGGCUAGUUUAGAUUUAGCUGUUGCAAUACAAUCAAUGAAUAGCAUAGAUAAUUUGAUAAAAUCUCACCAAAUUUUGAGUUUGCAAUCAAAAGAAGAUAAAUUUAUUGGCUCAAUAAAUAUGCAAUUAAAACUUUUACAAACUUAUCCUUUACAACAAGGAGGCACAGAUAUACCUAAAGGUUUUAGAAAUACAUUUAUGGUUUUACUAGCGUUUUAUGAUACUGGAAUUCUGGGAAAGAAUGUUCCAUUAAUACAUUUAAAAGAACUUGUGGAUCAAAUGAUCAGUUUUUUAGCAGAGAAUAAAUUAAAUCAUUUACAUCAAGCAGAUUCAUAUCUUCGCAUAGUUAAUAUUAUUAUUUGUAAAAUAAUAGAUAACUCAAAUCAUACUACUAUUAUAUGCGUAUUAAUAAAAUUACUUCAUGGAUGUGCUGAAUCAGUUGCUCCAUCCAAAUAUGAAGAAUUAGUAAUGAAAUGUUUAUGGAAAAUAGUAAAAACAAUUCCUAAUUGGGCUGCAGAUUUAGAUUAUGACAGUAUUCUUUUAGAAGUACAUCGAUUCCUUAAGGAUUAUCCAAGUAUAUGGUGGAAAAAACGAAAAUCUGAUACUCCAUUACGUACAAUUAAAACAAUUCUUCAUAGUAUGACUCGUGUAAAAGGCAGUACAAUACUUAGUCACUUAACACGAAUAAAUAAUACAAAUGAAUCAGAAUUGCAUUCCUAUCUUAUCAGACUAAUUACGACAUUUAAACCAGAUGAAAUUAAUAGUAAUCCCAAAUCGAUUGUAAAAUCCAGUAGCACUGGAAAAACUCAAGAACAUUUAUCAAAAUUCACACAUCAACAGUUAUCUGAAAUAUUUAAAAAGAUUGGAUCUAAAGAACAUACACAAGAAGGUUUAAUGCAGCUUUAUGAUUUUAAACUUCAAUAUCCUGAAGCGGAUGUACAACCUUUUUUGGUGAAAUCGCAUCAAUUUUUCCAAGAUUUUAUAGAACAAGGAUUAAGAGAUAUUGAUCAAGCACGAAAAAAUCAAAAUCUUAUAACGCAAACUAAUAACCAAUAUUCUACAGAAAUAGCAGAAUCUACUGGUUCUGAAGAAAAAAGCUUAAUGGAUCCAUUACAUAGGCUCGAAAAAUUUCGAGCAUCUGAAGCACAAUGUAGAACUACUGGUCAGCCAAAUCCAACAUGAAUUAACUUCAUUUAAUAUUAAUUAAGGUUGCAGUGCUUAAAUAACUGGAUUAAGAAACAAUAAUACAUAGAAUACAAUAAUAAGUAAAUAGUACAUAGAUCAUGAAGAAUAAUCAUUGUACCUAAUGUACGUAAUGUUACACUAUCAGUGCAACAUUAUCUGUAGCAUUUCUUGAUUUUCUGAAUAGAUAUACACAUAUAUGUUAUAAUGCUAAUUGCAAGAAUUUUAUGCGUUAAACUAUUAAAAUAAUUGCGAACAUGUUAUAAUACUCGUAUUUCUCAAUAUUUGAAAAUGACAAUUAUUUUACAGCUGAUUUAUAUAUUUCGUUACUUCUUUUAAAAUAAAUCUACUCAUCAAUAUAUA
This is a messenger RNA of Apis dorsata (giant honeybee), 6598 nucleotides long. RefSeq names its product protein mini spindles (gene msps). The record is from RefSeq and is a predicted model, not a curated record. The transcript is spliced from 32 exons. Gene Ontology annotation, molecular function: microtubule plus-end binding; microtubule plus end polymerase activity. Bases 281 to 6235 code for a protein of 1984 amino acids. NCBI's taxonomy places the organism in Eukaryota, Metazoa, Arthropoda, Insecta, Hymenoptera, Apidae. Gene Ontology annotation, cellular component: centrosome; microtubule plus-end; spindle pole. Gene Ontology annotation, biological process: establishment or maintenance of microtubule cytoskeleton polarity; centrosome duplication; mitotic spindle organization.